Messenger RNA from Procambarus clarkii (red swamp crayfish), 4065 nucleotides. The record is from RefSeq and is a predicted model, not a curated record. NCBI's taxonomy places the organism in Eukaryota, Metazoa, Arthropoda, Malacostraca, Decapoda, Cambaridae.
AUGGAUGAACAAAUAAAGAUGGAUGAACAAAUAAAGAUGGGUGAACAAAUAAAGAUGGGUGAACAAAUAAAGAUAGAUGAACAAAUAAAGAUGGGUGAACAAAUAAAGAUAUGUGAACAAAUAAAGAUGGGUGAACAAAUAAAGAUGGGUGAACAAAUAAAGAUGUAUGAACAAAUAAAGAUGGAUGAACAAAUAAAGAUGGGUGAACAAAUAAAGAUGGGUGAACAAAUAAAGAUGGGUGAACAAAUAAAGAUGGAUGAACAAAUAAAGAUGGAUGAACAAAUAAAGAUGGAUGAACAAAUAAAGAUGGAUGAACAAAUAAAGAUGUCCACAGGUGAACGCCCUUACAAAUGCCACAUCCCUGAUUGCGGGCGAGCUUUCAUUCAGCUGUCGAACCUACAGCAGCAUCUGCGCAACCACGAUGCGCAGCUGGAGCGCAUGAAGAACCGACCGUUCCACUGCAACAUCUGUGGCAAGGGCUUCGCUACGGAGAGUUCGCUAAGGACUCACACAUCCAAGCACGCUAUCCACAUCGGAGGCCCGAGUGCCGUUCACUGCCCUCACUGUGACAAGUACUUCAUGAGUGGAGAACAGCUUAUGGAGCAUAUGAAGGUGGUUCAUAGAGACCCAAAUGCCUCAGGUGUCGGAGCCAAGCGACGAACUGCGUCCCAUUCGUGCCCGGUGUGUGGAAAACACUACGUUAACGAGGGUAGCUUGCGCAAGCACCUUGCCUGCCAUCCUGAGACCUCUCAGUUCACCUCCUCCUUGAGGAUGUGGCCUUGUUCCGUGUGUCACGCUGUCUUCACCCACGAGUCAGGUCUGCUCAACCACAUGGAACACAUGCGCAUGGAUCCCAAACAUCAGUUCGCGGCGCAAUAUGUUCUUUCGCGCGCCGCUGCCGAGCGACGCGAGCGAGAGAGCAUUCUGGGCCUGGCUCAAGUCGGUCUACAGGGUGGUGGCAACCACAUGGGUAUGGGUAUGGGCAUGGGCAUGGGCAUGGGUAUGGGCAUGGGCAUGGGCAUGCCACACCAGAUGCAGCACCACGCCCAACACCAGGCAGCGCCCAUGUCUAUGGCAGCAUCGCCGUCCACCCAGAGCGAUGCCUCCUCGCGCAUGUCAACGCCAGCUGAGAAAUUGGAAAGUGGGCUGGGACGCAUGCCGUCGCCAACCGACGCACUGCGCUCCAUCACCAGCCACCACGACGUCAUGAACCAAAUGCGUCCGCAACCGACGGAUAACAUGCGCGCCAUGAUUAGCCAAAGCCAGGCGGAGUUGGUCAAAUCGACGCUGACUUCGCAAGCCGAGACUAUCCGCUCCGUUAUGGCUUCCCAGGCUGAAGCUAUCCGCUCACUAUCCAAUCCCCAUGGCCAACCUGUGCAACCACCACCCACACAGCAGCAGCAGCAGCAGCAGCAGCAGCAACAGCAGCAGCAACAGCAGCAACAGCAGCAGCAACAGCAGCAGCAGCAGCAACAGCAGCAGCAGCAAAACGCUCACCAGGCACCAGAGCCCAUGGGCUCACCUCAGCCAGAUAUGCGCGACAUGCGCGACCCACGAAUGGGGGGGAUGGAGUCGGCCCUCCGGAGUGCCCAAGCCGAGGCGGCCCUCCGGCUGGUGAGCCACGAGGGCCGGCCUUCCCCGCAGCACCAAGGAGGGGACCUAACAGACUCCAUCCGGCUACAGGAGAUGCGAAUGGAACAAGCCCUGCGCCUCCACGGUGACCCCCGCGCCCUGGCCUCCUCCCUGCCCGGCCCUCUGGGGUUCCCUCUGGCGCCUCCCCAGCACCAACCCCAGCAACAGAGCGCCUGAACCUACCCCAACCUGCCCCCAGCGUGGGGGCAACCCCCACCUCCGCCACUCGCCCGUACUAGUCCGCCGGUGAAUGUGCUAUGACUGUGUUGGUUUCUCCGCUCGGUUCCACCUCCGUUCUGUUGUGUUGUCAUAUUUUUUAGCUGUGAUAAAAUGAAAUGCUUCCUCGCUGGAGCUAUUUAUUAAUUUAAUGAUCACUUCUCUGUGUUAGUUCCUUGAGUUGUUGUUGUUAAAUAGGGUGACUGAGCGUGGAGAACUGGGCAUGGGCAUGGGCAUGACCGAUAUGCCCCCAUGCCCCAGCUAGCUAGCGUGGCUGACGCCUCCUACGUGCUCCUAAAGUCGCCCUCUCGACAGUUCCUCACAGUUACUUUUAAGUGCAAUUUUUUAGGGACCAGCGGUAUGUGGCACACGACUUCUACAGAUAAUUUUGAGGUGUUGGGGUGAGAGUGGCAUCACGAGGGCCCGGCAUCUUGGAGGGCCAGGACCAAGGGCACUCCUGCCUCCAGGUUCAGGGGGCCCUCACAGGAUCAAUAAGGCAGGCGUUCCUGUAUACUAUACCUUCAUAUUGCUUCCAUGGUUUGACUUGAUUACAGUCAUUGUGUACCUGUAAUAAAUACUUAUACAUAAUCAUGCAUAAUAUGGCGCCGUUAACGGCGCCUGUUAAGCUUUGCACAGCCAAGUGUAAGAAAAGCUGUUAAAAGGUCCUAAUUUAAGCAUACAAUCAAACAAGAUCUUUUGGGAAAAAAUAAUGAACCUAUUCGAGUUUGUGUGUGCGUGACUGCCUGCCGCGGCCACGAAGUCACGGAUACGGUGCUCCGGACACCCCUAGGGUCAGGCACGGCCUUUCUACCCCCUUCCCUAGGGUCAGGCACGACCUCCCUCCCCCCCCCCCCCCCACCACAUCCGGGUCACCAGGGGGCUUUGCCUGACCAUGACUGACCAUGAUAUUGUGAGAAUGACACCGAUCAUCAUCAUUAUCAUCCCCUCUACCCAAUGUUCUCCGCUGGAUUCAUCAUUUCGCUCAUAACUGAAGACCUGUCAUCAUCAUCUGCUCAUAUGAUAACAAGUUCUUCGACGAGUGAUAUCGUGUGGACCGUUGCAUAGCUUCAGGUUUUCAAAUGUUAAUUGCUCACUUUCGAGAAAUCAGAGUCUGAUGAAGUUUCAGAGUCUUAACAGAUGUGCUGAAAUCAGAACUGAAAUGGAAAUCAGAAGACGCUGAAGGUGCCGUCAUUGUUAAAUAUGUAUACCCACUUUAGUUGGUGUGAAUAACACCUGCGCGCGCGCGUGUGUGUGUAAUUAUUAAAAAAAAAAAUAUGUUUAUACAGUUUCACAUUUUACGUGUCUAAUUUUUCUGAUUAUGAUUCAACUACGCAAUAUGGUAUUAAAUGUACAUGUUUCCCUCAAGGAGCUCUGAAGGCGAAGACAGGCUCCCCCGCCACCCCUCCUCCCCCCCUCCCCUGCGUCUCCUUAGAUUUAGAAACUAGUUUAGAAAUCAUAAUUCUGGCCGUAUCUUUCACCGAUGUACAGAUUGAAUAGCAAGAUUUUUACAGCCUCUUGGAGAAUUUUUUUUUUGAAAAUUUUGUUGGCCUUCAGAGCUUCGUGACCACACACCGAUUGACUGUUGACUGUUCCUGCAAUCAGAGUUUACCGUUUAAACCCGCUACUACCCCCUUCCACCCCCCCCCACCAAUAGUCCUAGAAUCGAUUAAUGUUUGUACACAAACCGCUAUGACUACUACUACUGAUACUAUUCCUUCAUAGUCCGUAGCCAAUAGAUUCGGAUCCAUAACUUUUAUAGAUUCUUUACUAAGAUUAGUGUAAUUCUAGCUCUUAAUUAUCAGCAAUUCCUCCCAAUCCAUAUCCUUAUCCCCUCCCCCCCCCCAAUCCCCCCCCCCCCCAAUCUGACCUCUCACUGAAAUCCCAAGCUUAAGCUCGUUACAAUCCUCACAUAAACCUAAUCCCUCUCCAAGGCCCAGUCUCACUCAUCGCCCCCUGUCCCACCCCCGUCCCAUCCCUAAUCCUUAUCCUGACCCCUUCCAAGUGCUAUAUAGUCGUAAUGGCUUGGCGCUUUCCCCCUGAUAGUUUUUUUCACUUCAUUCCCCGCCCCCUACCUCCCCUUCCAUAUCCCUACCUCUCCUAUCCCACCUCCUUAGCCUCUGUCCUACCAUCCCUCCUUCCUCGUCUCUAUUCCUCAAUUCUGUUUUAUAUAAUAUCAUUUGGCCAGACUCACGAAGCAGUUACGCAAGCACUUACGAA